AUGAAGCACAAGUUCGACGAGCAGGUUGAGGCGCUCAAGGCCAGAUGCGAGAAGAAAGAGUGCUCGUUCGACGAUGGCGACUUGGGAGAAUCGCCAUUCACCUCGGACAUCUUGGAGGCUCCAAUCCCUCCGAAGUUCAAAACUCCCACCAUGAAACCUUAUGAUGGGUCUAAGGAUCCAAAGGACUACGUUGAGGUCUUCGAGGGCCUCAUGGACUUUCAAGCGGCAACAGAUGCAAUUAAAUGCCGCGCCUUCCAGAUCGCGCUUACCGACAGCGCACGCCUGUGGUACCGGAGACUGCCGGCAAGGUCGAUCUCGACCUACUCUCAACUGAGAAAAGAAUUCAUUAGUCAAUUCUCUUCUCGGCAUUACGAUAGAAAGACAGCGACUCACCUCGCUACCAUYAGACAGAAGGAAGGUGAGACGCUGAGAGAGUAUGUCACAAGGUUCCUGGAGGAGCAGCUGAAGGUCGCGCACUGCUCCGAUGAUUCGGCCAUGUGCUACUUCCUCACCGGCCUGGCCGAUGAGAACCUCACUGUGAAGCUCGGAGAGGAAGCUCCAGCAACCUUCGCUGAAGUCCUGCAAAAGGCGAAGAAGGUCAUUGAUGGGCAAGAGCUCCUCCAAACCAAAACUGACCGACCUGAGAAGCAGAUCGACCAGAAGAAACUAAACCAAGAGAAGAGGAAGGCUGAUUCUAAGUCUAAAGACAAGGGAUCGUCCUCUUCCGGCAGCUGA
This is a messenger RNA of Momordica charantia (bitter melon), 735 nucleotides long. NCBI's taxonomy places the organism in Eukaryota, Viridiplantae, Streptophyta, Magnoliopsida, Cucurbitales, Cucurbitaceae. The record is from RefSeq and is a predicted model, not a curated record.